GCAGCCGCGGCGAGCAGCGGCGGCCUCGGAGGAAGAGGGGUCGGCGCCCGGGGUUCUGGCGGCCGCGGCUCUCCCGUCGCAGUAUAUCCUGCUCGGAUUAUCUUUUGCUUCUCCCCAGCUGCCUCCUUCCCCUCACACUGACACUCUGUCCCACUCCUCCGCGUCCUCGGUCGAAGCUGCCCUCGGCCCGGGCUGGUUCCCCCCCGCCUGGGGACGCCCCUUACCUCCGCUCCCUGGCUGCAGGGGACCCCGCCGAGACCAUGAGGAAAUUCAACAUCAGGAAGGUGCUGGACGGCCUGACCGCCGGCUCGUCUUCGGCCUCGCAGCAGCAGCAGCUGCUGCAGCAGCAGCAUCCGCCUGGGAACCGGGAGCCCGAGAUCCAGGAAACGCUCCAGUCAGAGCACUUUCAGCUGUGCAAGACUGUUCGCCAUGGAUUUCCCUAUCAACCCUCAGCCCUGGCCUUUGAUCCUGUACAGAAGAUCCUGGCAGUGGGAACUCAGACUGGUGCUUUGAGGCUUUUUGGUCGUCCAGGAGUAGAAUGUUAUUGCCAGCAUGACAGUGGAGCUGCAGUAAUCCAGCUCCAGUUCCUGAUUAAUGAGGGAGCUCUUGUGAGUGCCUUGGCUGAUGACACCUUACAUUUAUGGAAUUUACGUCAAAAGAGACCUGCCAUACUACAUUCACUUAAAUUUUGCAGAGAAAGGAUUACGUUUUGCCAUCUGCCUUUCCAGAGUAAGUGGCUCUAUGUGGGCACUGAACGAGGUAAUAUACAUAUUGUCAAUGUGGAGUCGUUCACACUCUCAGGCUACGUCAUUAUGUGGAAUAAAGCCAUUGAACUGUCAUCUAAAUCUCACCCAGGACCUGUCGUCCAUAUAAGUGAUAAUCCAAUGGAUGAAGGAAAGCUUUUGAUUGGCUUUGAAUCUGGAACAGUAGUGUUAUGGGACCUCAAAUCAAAGAAAGCAGACUACAGAUACACCUACGAUGAGGCUAUCCACUCUGUUGCUUGGCAUCAUGAAGGAAAACAAUUUAUUUGCAGUCAUUCAGAUGGCACUUUGACUAUAUGGAAUGUGAGAUCCCCUGCUAAGCCUGUACAGACGAUAACUCCACAUGGAAAACAGUUAAAGGAUGGGAAGAAGCCAGAACCAUGCAAGCCUAUCCUCAAGGUGGAAUUCAAAACGACUAGACCUGGGGAACCUUUUAUUAUUUUAUCAGGAGGUUUGUCAUACGAUACUGUAGGAAGAAGACCUUGCUUAACAGUUAUGCAUGGAAAAAGUACUGCAGUGCUAGAAAUGGACUAUUCAAUUGUUGAUUUCCUGACGCUGUGUGAAACACCAUACCCAAAUGAUUUUCAAGAACCAUAUGCUGUGGUUGUUCUACUAGAAAAGGAUUUAGUACUUAUAGACCUUGCACAAAAUGGAUAUCCUAUAUUUGAAAAUCCCUACCCUUUGAGUAUACAUGAAUCCCCUGUUACAUGUUGCGAAUAUUUUGCUGACUGUCCUGUGGACCUUAUUCCUGCACUUUAUUCUGUUGGAGCUAGACAGAAACGUCAAGGUUACAGCAAAAAGGAAUGGCCCAUUAAUGGAGGCAAUUGGGGCUUGGGUGCUCAAAGCUACUCAGAAAUAAUUAUUACAGGGCACGCUGACGGAUCAGUUAAGUUCUGGGAUGCUUCUGCGAUAAAUCUACAAGUAUUAUAUAAAUUAAAGACGUCUAAAGUAUUUGAAAAGUCAAGAAAUAAAGAUGACAAGCCAAACACAGACAUUGUAGAUGAAGAUCCGUAUGCCAUUCAGAUCAUCUCCUGGUGUCCAGAAAGUCGAAUGUUGUGCAUAGCUGGAGUUUCAGCUCAUGUCAUUAUUUAUAGAUUCAGCAAACAAGAAGUGAUUACAGAAGUCAUUCCGAUGCUUGAAGUUCGACUGUUAUAUGAGAUAAGUGAUGUGGAAUCUCCAGAGGGUGAACAGGCACCACCUUUGCCAACGCCAGUUGGGAGUGCCAAUCCUCAGCCCGUUCCUCCUCAGUCUCAUCCUUCUACCAGUAGCAGUUCAUCUGAUGGGCUUCGUGAUAAUGUCCCUUGUUUGAAAGUUAAAAAUUCUCCACUUAAACAGUCUCCAGGUUAUCAGACACAAUUAGUUAUUCAAUUGGUAUGGGUGAGUGGAGAACCACCGCAACAAAUAACCAGUCUGGCAGUUAAUUCUUCCUAUGGAUUGGUAGUUUUUGGCAAUUGUAGUGGCAUUGCAAUGGUUGACUACCUCCAGAAAGCAGUACUCCUCAACCUGGGCACUAUUGAAUUAUGCGGCUCCAGUGAUCCUUAUCGGAGAGAACCCCGAUCUCCUCGUAAAUCUCGACAACCUUCAGGAGGUAUGCUGAUUGUGACUUCUUGCAUGUGCGGCGUUUCUAGCUUAUAUUCUGAAUCUGUGAAACAACUCCGUUCUUCUUUUUUAACAGGUCUGUGCGAUAUUAGUGAAGGGACUGUAGUCCCAGAAGAUCGCUGCAAAUCUCCAACUUCUGGUUCUUCAUCACCACACAAUUCAGAUGAUCAACAAAAAGUGAAUAAUUUUAUAGAAAAGGUGAAGAUCAAAAGCAGAAAGUUUUCCAAGAUGGUAGCCAGUGAUAUAGCAAAAAUGUCAAGGAAGUUAAGCUUGCCUACUGACCUAAAGCCUGACUUAGAUAUAAAAGAUAAUUCCUUCAGCCGAUCACGGAGUUCAAGUGUAACCAGCAUUGAUAAAGAAUCCCGAGAAGCAAUCUCUGCUCUUCAUUUCUGUGAAACUUUUACUCGAAAGGCAGAUUCAGCCCCCUCCCCAUGUUUGUGGGUUGGUACUACAUUGGGAACAGUGCUUGUCAUUGCACUGAACCUUCCCCCAGGAGGAGAGCAAAGACUUCUUCAGCCAGUAAUUGUGUCUCCAAGUGGUACUAUAUUGAGGUUAAAAGGGGCAGUCCUGAGAAUGGCAUUCCUGGAUUCCACAGGCUGCUUAAUACCACCCGCAUAUGAAUCCUGGAAAGAACACAGUGUUCCUGAAGAGAAGGAUGAAAAGGAGAAACUGAAAAAACGAAGACCUGUCUCUGUAUCUCCCUCCUCUUCUCAGGAAAUUAGUGAAAACCAGUAUGCAGUGAUAUGUUCUGAAAAGCAAGCAAAAGUAAUUUCACUGCCAACUCAGAACUGUGCUUAUAAGCAGAACAUUACAGAGACCUCAUUCGUUCUUCGUGGAGAUAUUGUAUCAUUGAGUAACAGUAUCUGCCUUGCCUGCUUCUGUGCCAAUGGACACAUUAUGACUUUUAGUUUGCCGAGUUUAAGACCUCUAUUGGAUGUGUAUUACUUGCCCCUUACCAAUAUGCGGAUAGCCAGAACAUUCUGCUUCACCAACAAUGGACAAGCAUUAUAUCUUGUUUCACCUACAGAAAUCCAGAGACUCACUUACAGUCAAGAGACCUGUGAAAAUCUUCAGGAAAUGUUGGGUGAACUCUUCACUCCUGUAGAAACACCUGAAGCACCAAACAGGGGAUUCUUUAAAGGCUUGUUUGGAGGUGGUGCACAAUCUCUUGAUAGAGAAGAACUAUUUGGAGAAUCAUCCUCGGGAAAGGCUUCAAGAAGUCUUGCUCAGCAUAUCCCUGGCCCUGGUGGCAUCGAAGGCGUGAAAGGAGCAGCAUCUGGAGUUGUUGGUGAAUUAGCACGAGCCAGGUUGGCACUAGAUGAAAGAGGGCAGAAACUUAGUGACCUGGAAGAAAGAACUGCAGCUAUGUUAUCCAGCGCAGAUUCAUUUUCUAAACAUGCUCACGAGAUGAUGUUGAAAUACAAAGAUAAGAAGUGGUACCAGUUCUGAUAACCAGAAAUCCAACUAAGUCCAACUUUAGCCAGAAGGAAAAAGAAUUUUCCUAUUUUAUUUUACUGAUUUCACUUUAGGAAAGUUAACAUUAACGAGAUGUUCAUCACUGGAUUUUGCUCUUUCCUAGCACAAUCAUGCACUGUUUGACCUCAGUCAUGCGGCUUUAACUGAGGAGCAUUCACACACACUCAACAUGGAGUAUAUGCUGUGGGCCAGCUACGAGUUGACGGUUUGGGAACUAGGAUGGUCACAUGUUACAGAUGAAGAAACAGAGGGGUGUUGAGGAGACAUGGCAGGGACUUUUCCUGGGUCGGUCCUGUAUUAAACUUUCACAUGCCAAAAGCUUCUGUACUGUCGUUACCUGCCAUCGUUGUUUGACCUCUUUGAGGGAGAGGCAAUAAGUCAGAAGUCCUGAAGCUGAAAUAGUUACAUUUGUGUCACUGACUGAAUUAUAAACGGCUGUCUUGGACUUUCCCUCCCUUCAACUGACUGGUCAUCAGUAUCAUUAGUGAAAAAGAAACAAACUGUUUAUUACCAUAUCUUUAGACAGAUAAGCUGAAUGGUGGGCUUUAAAUAAUAAAAACAUACACAUAGUUGAAUUGUGUAUGGGCUACUCUUGGAUUCUUGUUAUUGUAUACUUGUGUUUAUUCCAUAUUUUGUCAAAAGCAAAACAAGGCGAUACAUCACUUUUCAUUGAAAAGAAAAGUGUAGAGCAUGACUGAACUGCUCAUCAUUUGGGAGUUUCCAUGUAAUGGCUAUGCAGUGUGGAAAGUGAGAAAAACCUCCAUUGUGGUGAGGAGAAUACUUCAAUGUCCCUUGUCCUUGUUCUCAUUAAUUCAGCUAAACGUGGAUUUGACCAAAAUAGUUACUGGUUAAAUUUGUAGAAAUGUUGAAAUUGGCUAAGUUUUUAAUUUUGCUUGAAUUUUUAUAAAAUGUUUAACCCAAUGUACCUUUGCAUUAUUUAAUUAAAGUUGCUUUAAAAAAAAGUUUCAUUAUUUCAGUAAAAUGUUCAGCUCCCUUUUUAAUAUGCCCUUUACUUGCUAACAGUUCCAGUACACUCAGGUGAUGAGCCAAUUAAAUCUUAGUGCACAUGCUGUCGCAUGGAAAAAAUCACAAGCAUCCUUUGUCAAUAAUUAUCUAUGUAAAAGUCUAGUCUGAUGACGUACAAAGUAUUUUCUGUAGAAAUAUAAUGUAAAAUUGUUCAUGUCCUUUCAAGGUUUUAAAAAGCCAAAAGGAAAGGAAAAUAUGUGCAUUUUGGUAACUAAAUUAUUCCUGUAUUGGAGUAUAAAGCAGAUGAGAGCAUCAGUGGACAAUAAAUGAUUGGUCCCUAGAAUAGCACACAGACAGAAAAGAGAUGAUGGGGUAGAUCUGAAGUAGGUAAGCUCAUUCUGCAGGCUCAUCUGAGAUUAUUACUGACUGUUCUUAAAGCAACAAAGGACGAAUAAUAUAGAAACAUUAUACUUAGUAUUAAUGAAAUUUAAAUAUUUUCUUCUAUAAAAAAUAGUUUAAAACAGUUUUCUUUUGUCAUUAAGAGAUAAUCAGAGCACAAAUUGAUAGCAAACAUGAUGGUUGCUUUUCUAUUCCAUAUGAUCAUUAAAGGUAUAUUGUAGAACACCUUAAUUUCACACAGUCUGUUAUGCAUUUUUCCUCUUUACUCUUUUCAUUACUAAAGCUCUUAUGUUUACAUUUUAUAACGUGCACUAUGGGAUAUGAAAGUUUACAUUAAAAUGUACUUUGAAUAUCAUUAGGGAGGGAUUAAAUAUAUGUGAUGGAGACAACUGAUCAAGCCAAAAGAAAUAUUUUAAAAAUAGUCAUUCUCAAAAGUUUUUGACUUUGUAGAAAGUACCUAUGAGUAACAUUUCUGUUAGUUAAUGUCAGCUAUAUGAUGAACAUGUAGCAGUUUACAAAUUGUUUAAUUUGUAUCAUAUAUUAUCUAAUAAACCCAUUGUUCCAUGAUAUGUCACAGGAAGUAUUAAGCCGUUUUUUAAAGGUACAGUUUUGUGAAUGUCAUCAAUAAAAUCAGUAGCUAAUGAAUUUGAAGUUGAGAAGCACUAAGUAAAGUAAUAUACUGGUUGAUUCCCCAUUCAUGUGUAAGGGCAUAUUAGCUCCAAUUAUUUAAUUUGCUGUGUUAUUUCGUGUUAAUUGUAUAUCAACUUAAUUUUUAUA
Mesoplodon densirostris (Blainville's beaked whale) is the source of this 5978-nucleotide messenger RNA. RefSeq names its product syntaxin binding protein 5 (gene STXBP5). The transcript has 29 exons. Lineage: Eukaryota; Metazoa; Chordata; Mammalia; Artiodactyla; Ziphiidae. Gene Ontology annotation, molecular function: myosin II binding; GTPase activator activity; syntaxin binding. The record is from RefSeq and is a predicted model, not a curated record. Gene Ontology annotation, cellular component: SNARE complex; plasma membrane; cytoplasm. Gene Ontology annotation, biological process: regulation of protein secretion; regulation of exocytosis. Bases 261 to 3809 code for a protein of 1182 amino acids.